GACAGCAUGUACCCGGCCCAGGGGACCGCCUACGACUCGUACACGCUGGUGGAACGGUUGGUGGACCCCAGUUUUCGCUUGAGUCGCAUGCAGACGCAGGCGUCUGCACUGUUGGCUCGUCUCUGGGCUGAUCGCACCUUCCUGCCGAUGGACGUACUGGAGCUGGCCGAGUGGAUCAGCUACCGUGCCAAGGAUUUCACCACCUACCACAAGGUGGUCAUCGAUGCACACCAGUUGAGGCUCGCGCCUUUGCAGGAAUCCGCAGACCAGUUUGUCGAUUCUGCGCGUGUGUUCAUGAACUGGACUCAGAAAAUCAGGCAAGAUCACCCCAUGUACGCGCGCAUCUACAACGACAUCGUUAUCCUGCUACCGAAGGUCUUCGUCACACCUCACGGUAUCCCCACUCGACACAUCACACACAAGAACCUCCUGUACUCGCCAGAGGGGCUCCCGUUCCCCGGCCUCCAGGACCUCAUCCGGCAGCGGCCCAUCGACGGGGACGCCUUCGGUCACAUGGUUGCACUCAUCACCGAGAGCAUCGUCCAGGCUUCAGAAAUGCUCCACUUUUCACCCAUUGCGUGACAAUAAAUUCACAGCA
Messenger RNA from Dermacentor silvarum, 598 nucleotides. Its product is annotated as glutamate carboxypeptidase 2-like. NCBI's taxonomy places the organism in Eukaryota, Metazoa, Arthropoda, Arachnida, Ixodida, Ixodidae. Gene Ontology annotation, molecular function: carboxypeptidase activity. The transcript has 4 exons. The record is from RefSeq and is a predicted model, not a curated record. Bases 7 to 582 code for a protein of 191 amino acids.